This is a messenger RNA of Hydatigera taeniaeformis, 252 nucleotides long. The record is from the annotation of a GenBank genome assembly. Lineage: Eukaryota; Metazoa; Platyhelminthes; Cestoda; Cyclophyllidea; Taeniidae.
AUGGAGCAAUCGUCGGGAGGAUCGCAGGCUGGGAGUGCACAUUCAACAGUGCAAGAGAAUGCGUGUAGAGAAGGUGCCAGUGGAGGCACAGAGGUCUCCCUCUCCAACUCCGAAUUCGUGGGUGUGGAAGGAGGGGGUGGUGACGACGGUGGUGCUAAUGUAGUUGCAGGCGAUGCCAUGAUGUGUCCGAUGUGCGCCUUCUCUAGCUGUGACAGGGAGGCGAUAAUGCAGCAUGUGAUGGGCGCCCACUAA